Chenopodium quinoa (quinoa) is the source of this 2484-nucleotide messenger RNA. Its product is annotated as nucleolar complex protein 4 homolog B-like. Gene Ontology annotation, cellular component: small-subunit processome; Noc4p-Nop14p complex; nucleolus. The coding region runs from base 397 to 2325 and encodes 642 amino acids. The record is from RefSeq and is a predicted model, not a curated record. Gene Ontology annotation, biological process: ribosome biogenesis. The transcript is spliced from 15 exons. NCBI's taxonomy places the organism in Eukaryota, Viridiplantae, Streptophyta, Magnoliopsida, Caryophyllales, Amaranthaceae.
UUUUAGCGAAUAAUGUUCACUAAUAAUACGAUUUUAUCCCUUAUGUGGGGUUGGCAAUAACACGACCCGACCCGACCAACCUAAAUUUGACCCGAUUUGACCCAAAUUUCAUAUUUCAUAAUAAUACGAAAUAUUAAGUUUUGCACUAUAAUUUGACAGUUUUUAAGCAUAACUCGAAAUUGAUCGGAAAUCUCACCCAAACCCGACUCGCUGACCCGAAUUGCCACCCCUACCCUUAUGUUACCGUCAGGGAUGUAUUACUUGUUUGCUUCCUUAUUGCUAAAAAAAAAUAAAAAAUAAAAAAUAAACCUAAGCUAAACGCCUAAACCCCAACCCUCUUUCUCUCUCCUCAAAACCUUAAACCCUCCCUCUUCUCCUCCAACAUCCCACUAAACAAUGGCGUCCAAAAAAACCAAAACCGCCGCCACCACCACCACCGCCAUCACUGGAAUCCAGAAGAAGCGUGACAAACGCAGCCUAUCAAACCCUAAAACCAAAAAAGCCAAAACCACCGCCGCCGGAAGCCAGAACAAUCUCGACGAAAGCAGUCAAUUAGAGCACGUUCAACAACUAGCUCAACAACUCCUCUCCUCAGCAGCUUACAGCAACAAUCUCCAUCAUCUUCUCACUUACAUCACCCCUUCUUCUCCUCCUUCUGUCGUCGUCGAUUCUGUUCUCUCUCUUCAAUCCUUCUUCCACGUUAACAUCCACGAUCUUCCUGCUUCCUCCAAUGCCGCCGCCGCCACCGCCGCAAACUCCGACACUUCCGACCCCGAUUUCAUUUACAAAACUUGGCUUCGCUCUAAAUUCGACGACCUCGUCAAAUCGUUGCUUGAUAUCGCGGUUUCUCCUCUAUCUGAUCAACUUGCUCGUAUUGAAUCUGGGUUCAUUCCAGUUGGUGAAAUCGUAUUGGCUACAUUAAUGGAGUUUGUGAAGCUUGGAAAUGGCAAAAAGUUUUAUUCUGCUUUAUACCAUAAGCUUAUUCAGACAAUUAUUUAUUCGUCGUUGGAUGCUGAAUUCGUACUCGAAACCUUAGCUUCAAAAUAUUUCAAGUACGUCGAUGUACGUUAUUUUACCUAUAUUACAGUUGAAAAACUCUGUAAAACAUUGGAGUCCAACAGUAGUUCAGGUGGUAAAGCUGGGAUUAAAGACAAAGAUGAUUCCAAGGCAAGCCUAGAGUGCUCAAUAAAGAAGAUUCAUUUUAUCUUAUCUCACAUUCCUCCUUUGGGCAACGUGGAUGAAAGUAAUGCUAUUGAGAUGUUGAGUGCAGGUUUCUUAUCUAAAGAAGGUCAGCAGGAGGAGGCUAAGCAUAAAGAAGGGAAAGAUAAACAGAAAAAUAGAGCAAAAAUUACCAAAAAUGAUGUUCCUUUGAGCAGUGUCUCAAAAAAGAUGAAACUUAAGUUCACAAAGGCAUGGAUGUCAUUUCUUAGGUUACCACUUCCUCUUGAUGUCUACAAGGAGGUGCUUGUUAAUCUGCAUCAGGAAGUCAUUCCCUAUUUGUCCAAUCCUGUCAUGUUAUGUGACUUUUUGACAAGGUCCUAUGACAUUGGUGGAGUAGUUAGUGUUAUGGCUCUAAGUGGUCUUUUCAUUCUUAUGACAAAGUAUGGCUUGGAGUAUCCCAACUUUUAUGAGAAACUUUAUGCUCUUCUGAUACCCUCUAUAUUUAUGGCAAAACAUCGUGCGAAAUUCUUUGAGCUGCUCGAUUCCUGUUUGAAAUCACCACUUCUUCCUGCAUAUCUGGCAGCUGCUUUCACAAAGAAGUUGAGCAGACUCUCGCUUACAGUCCCUCCUUCUGGGGCACUGGUUAUUAUUGCUUUGGUCCACAAUCUUUUGCGGAGACAUCCAUCAAUCAACUGUUUGGUUCAUGGGGAAACCGGUGAAGAUAUAAAAGAUGGUGACAAAAAAUCUGAGCAAGAGCGUGUUAAUUCUGAUGGAAAUGCUAGUGUUGACUCUGAUGUGGCCGGAGGAAAACAAGGUGUUGAUCUGUUCAAUAAUGAAGAAAGUGAUCCGUUAAGGUCUAAGGCCAUGAGGAGCUCUCUUUGGGAGAUUGAUACUCUGCGUCACCAUUAUUGUCCGCCUGUUUCACGAUUUGUUCUAUCACUCGAGAAUGAUUUGACAGUGAGAGCGAAAACUGCAGAAGUAAUGAUAGGUGACUUUAGUUCUGGUUCAUAUGCUACAAUAUUCAGGGAAGAGAUGCGAAGAAGGGUAAAGCAAGUACCUCUUGCAAAGAAAGCACCGCAAACUUCUUUGUUUUCAGAAAGUCAUUUUCCGGGCUGGUCAUUCAAUUACGAUGGAAGCAAAAUCAAUGAAGAGGUGAAGAGUUAGUUUUGUUGUAGAAAAUGUAUUUUUGCUUUUAAUAUAUAUUGAGACCACAAAUAUUCAAUUUUGCCGGAACCUAUAUGCUUCCAUGUACUAAAUUCCAAUGUUGGGUUUUGCCUUCAUUUAAUUUGUUUUCUUUGACCAGAGAAAAGAUAAAAUGUUCAA